Xyrauchen texanus (razorback sucker) is the source of this 1503-nucleotide messenger RNA. It is a transcript of the gene mrps28, whose product is annotated as mitochondrial ribosomal protein S28. NCBI's taxonomy places the organism in Eukaryota, Metazoa, Chordata, Actinopteri, Cypriniformes, Catostomidae. Gene Ontology annotation, cellular component: mitochondrial small ribosomal subunit. The coding region runs from base 162 to 737 and encodes 191 amino acids. The record is from RefSeq and is a predicted model, not a curated record. The transcript has a single exon.
AGGAAAGGCUAUUGUGAUCCACACUCCAUAUCAGAAGGUGGCGGUAAUGCGCACUUAAAAGUUGUUUGCCAACCGCCAUUAAAAGAAAGAAGAAGAAGACGUAUGUGGCCGACAAACGCGACAUCCGGUUGACUCUUCCUUCCACAGAAUGACAUUUCAACAUGGCGUCGCUCUGUAAGGUGAUCUACAACGUGAGCGCCAGAUCGUCUUCGCUCCCAAAAUACAGUGUUUUUACCACACUCAGAUCAUUACACAGCUCGGAUGCGAGCGGACCUACUGGAGGAGAUGCGGGUGCGGAUGAUAAAUCAUCGGAGAAAGUUAAGAGUGGGUUUGCAGCCGCGUAUGAGCUGCAUUCGGACAUGCAACAACAACAGAGGGGCGAUCAGGGCGCAGCGGUGCGGCUCAGCUCCAGGGACGAGACCUCUUUCGCUUCGCUCUUACGGCACUCCCCGCUCAUGCAGAUGGGACCUGCCAAAGACAAGGUGGUAGUUGGCAAAAUAUUUCAUAUCGUCAAUGAAGAUCUGUACAUAGAUUUCGGUGGGAAGUUCCACUGUGUGUGCAAGAGGCCGUCCACGGAUGAGCAGAAGUAUCAGAGGGGCAGCAGGGUGAGACUGAGGCUGGAGGAUCUGGAGUUGACCUCACGGUUCCUGGGAGCGAGCACCGACACGACGCUACUGGAGGCGGACGCCACUUUACUGGGACUGUUGGAGAGCAAAGAGGCCAAGGCGAAAGAGUAGCUGGAGACCACUCAGAUUGAAUUGUGUGAAUGGACUUUAUAUUGUGCUGCAUGACAAAUUAAAAUAAACAUUACGCCUUCUCAGAAUUGUAUUAUUGUUAUUAAUGUUGCCUGGCAUCUUAUUUGUAAUAAUCAAUCUGUAUUAUGUAUGUUGGCAUCUGCCAUAAAAAUCCAAUUGGUUAACCACUAGUUUAGUAGUGCUGCAGUAAAUCCAUGGUAUGUUUUUUAAAAAAAAGGUCCAACAUAAACUACUGUUACAAGGUGACAUAUCACACAUUACAAUACCUAGUUAAGAAACAUAUGCAAAAGUCAAAUAUGAUAUUUUAUAUUUAGAUGCACAGCAUGAAAACAAUCUAGUAGAGCAAAAUUCCCUGAAUGCUUUAGCUUGAGUUACGUAUAUAAUGAUUAGAUUAUUAAUUAAGCAUUGAAUCACAGUGAUAAAAGCUGAGUCGUAACAUUACCCCUGGAAAUAAAAUGUUAAUUGUAUUUUUAAAGACACCAGUGCAUAAAGGUAAAGUUAAUCUACCAUCAUCAAAUACACAGCACUAUAUGUGCAAGGUACAAUAACGCAGGGUUAUUGUCAUACUGUGUUAAUUAGCUCUCUGAAAUGCAGCAAUAAAUAUUUCCAUCAUGGCAUUUACAUCUCUGAAAUGAUCUCACCAAAGAUUAAAUGGUCUUAUUAAUGUAGUGGUCAGUUUAGUGGUGUAGAAUACAUCUUGUAUUAUAAGGAGGUCCCAUUUUUUGGGCAAAAGCAGAAGCUCGGGAGA